Molecule: messenger RNA, 5227 nt
Organism: Carcharodon carcharias (great white shark)
Lineage: Eukaryota; Metazoa; Chordata; Chondrichthyes; Lamniformes; Lamnidae
Gene: washc2c
Product: WASH complex subunit 2C
Exons: 33
Coding region: 157-4278 (1373 amino acids)
Biological process (GO): retrograde transport, endosome to Golgi; protein localization to endosome
Cellular component (GO): early endosome; WASH complex
Molecular function (GO): retromer complex binding; phosphatidylinositol phosphate binding
Source: RefSeq, a predicted model, not a curated record
GGCUGCGCGAGCCGGAUCCCGGGAGAGAGAUUGACAGGAGCCGGAGGAGAGGGAGAGGACUGACAAUAACUUUGGUGAAACUUCUGAUCCGCAAUCCCUUUGGGUUAAUGUUUCACCACAUAACCUGGAGUGGAGAUGGGCAGCCGUUAGACUUCCAUGAUGAAUGGGCCCUCAGUGACAGUUAACAACACUCUUGCACAGAACGCCUGUGAGGCUGAGCCUGUCUGGGAGCGACCAUGGACUUUGGAAGAAAUCCACAAAGCCAGUGGAACUUGGUCCCUUGGUGCAGAUGCUGGGCUGCUUCUGUUUCUGCAAGAUUUCUCACAGCGGAUGCUGUCCCGCACCCACGAGAUUGAGAAGCAACUCGAUGGCCUGAUCCAGCACACGAAGGCCACAGACUCCCGCCUCCACAAUGUUUUCAACGAUUUCCUGAUGCUGUCAAACAUUCAGUUCAUCGAAAAUAGAGUGUAUGAUGAAGAAGUGGAAGAGGCAGCUAAACCAGAGAGUGGAGGGAAACCAAUUGAGCCGGAGAAAACGCGGGAGCAGAAGGAGGCGGAGCUGAUCCCCAAGGUCCAGGAAGCCGUGCACCAUGGUCUGAGGGUGCUGGACUCCGCCUUCGAACAACUGGACAUCAAGGCUGGAAACUCGGACUCGGAGGAUGAGGAAACAAAUGAAAGGGUCGAACACCUGCUGGAACCCAAGGAUCUGUACAUUGACAGGCCCCUGCCGUAUAUCAUUGGCUCUCAGCAGUUUAUGGAGGAGGAGGAUGUCGGCCUGGGUGACCUCUCCAGUGAAGAGUCUGUGGACAGUGAACAUGGAAGUGUUAUUGAAAGCGAGGAGGAAAAGGAGGAGGAAUCUGGGGAUGACUUUAUUGAUGAAAGCGAAGAUGAUGAGCAGAAACCACCAAAAUCAGUCCAAAAACAGCAUCUGGUCAGUGAUGAGGAUGAAGAUGACGAUUCCGAUUUAUUUCACGAGUCUGAGAAAGAGGAUGACGAUGAUGGGGAAUUGACGAGUCCGAAAAAGAUGGGACAAACCUCCUUUGCAGAAGAACUAGCAGCACGGAUUCAAGGGGAAAGCCCAAAGAUACAAGAUGAAGAGAGCGCGGUGUUGACUUCGGGAGGCUCGGCAAAGAAGAAUCGGGUAAAGGUCAAAAAAGAAACUCAAAAGGUUAAACACCAAGACGAUGAUGAGAACUUAUUCACGCCUGAGAAUGCCAAUGAAGAUGACGAUUAUUCUCCAUUUUGCAGUAAAAGUGGCCUCUUCAGCGGAGGGAAGGGUCUCUUUGACGAUGACGAGGGUGACCUUUUUGCUGAGGCACCAAAGGAGGAUGUUGACAAAGGGAGGGAAGCCAAACCCGUCGUUAGUAAUGAACCUGCUGCAAGAAAAUCUGGGAAAAAAGUACCAGUUGGAGCAGUUUCUAUUUACCCGGGUGGAGAUUUAUUUGCUACCAAUGUGAUUUCUAAGAGAGAACAUGACGAGAAAGCCAAAGUGCCAAGAGCCUCGCCUGUGCGAGAACCAGCUGAUGCUGGAGGACUGUUCGAUGAUGUGGAAGAUGACGAUUUAUUUGGAUCAAGUGUGAAAACCUCAACCGCUGCUACGACUGACCCCAAGCUGGCCGCAGGUCUCUUUGAUGACAGCGAGGACAGUGGGCUCUUUGUCACGCCAAAACCAGCCAAAGAGAAGCCGGGAGUGCAGCAGAACGCAGAGCCACACUCUGAAGUAUUAGAAUCCUCUCCCCACCUUGCUGACAAGUCCCAGACCAGCUCUGGUCUCUUCUCUGAUGACGACGAGUCUCAGGAUCUAUUCUCUUCAAACAAGGACACAAAAAGACACCAAUCAAAGCAAUCCUUAGGCCAGAUCAGAUCCAAUCAGAUUCCAAUCUCAUUCUUUGAUGAUGAUGAUGAGGGCGAUCUCUUCAGUUCUGCUGCAAAGGAUAUUGCUGCAGCAAAGAAAUCGCAGCAAUCGCAUGAACCUAAACCUCCAACCAACGGAUUGAUAUCCACUGCAUUGUUUGACAGUGAUGACAUGGAUGAAUGGCAAAGUUUGGGACUGCAGGCACCUGUGGCAGAACGUGCUGUGGACAGUGAGGCUGCACAGCCAUCAUUGAGAAAACAAGUGACGUCCAAGGCCACUGCAGCCUCAAGAGCACCAAAAAAGACCAGUCUGUUCGAUGACUAUAAUGAAGAGGAUGACUUAUUUGGCGUGACUCAGAAGGAAAGUCAGAAGAAAUCCCAGAAAGUGUCGCUUUUGUUUGAAGAUGAUGAUGAAGGUGAUCUUUUUGCAUCGAAGCCAGUAGCCAACAAAUCUGCUCCUCAGAAGCCAGCUGCUCUUCCCCAGGACUCAUUACUCUUCAGCAAGAUUGUGGACAGCGACUCUGUUGAGGAGUUUGAUGGGAAGAGGCAACUGGAGCAAGGGGUUGGGGCAGAACCAAUGCCGGCGGGAACAACUCGUCUCUUCGCUGGGAUUGAACAACAAAGUAACACAAAGAUGCUGGACUCUCAGGGUGUCACUACCCAGGAAAGUGAUGGUCUGUUUGGACAGAGUAUCACAGGUUUGCAGGAGGAAUUACAGAGCAAUCUGAACCCUGUUGUGAGCCUGUUUGAUGAAGAGGAUGAGGAGAAUCUGGAGGGUACGCUCAAUCAGUGCAGCCUGGUUAAUGAUGAAAAGCUUCCCGAGAGUGGUGUUAGUACCAGGGUGUUCCAGGACGAGGAGUUGCUGUUCAGUCAACACCAGCAGAAGGACAAUGACCCAGAUGUCGACCUCUUCGCUGAUGCCCUGAAACCAGAGGUUAAAAAGUCAGGGAUAAAGCCUCCGGUUAACUCUCCACCUGUAUCUCAGACCAAAGCUGUGGAGCUUCCGAGCAACGAUCUCUUCGAUGGAGCUGACAAUCUGUUCACCUCAAAGGCACAGUCCGCGAAGGCAGCUUCGUCUACCGCCAGUAUUUUUGAAGACAGUGUCGAUGAGGAUCUCUUCAUGGCUGUUCCUAAGAAGCCACCUGUGGUACAAAAGAAGCCAGUGCUUAAGAGAACAGGGAUUUCGCAGGUUGUCGCCACCAAAGCCAGUGAACAUCCCAAGAAAGCACGUGAUGAAGCACUGAACAAACAGAGACCAGAGGAGAAGGAAAAACUCACCAACACAGGUCCCAUUAAAACAAAAGGACCUUCCUCUCGGAUUGGAAAACUCCAAGCAAACUUGGCGAUUAACCCAGCGAGCCUCCUGCCUGGAGCUUCACCCAAAGUUGCCGUUGUUACAUCUGGGUCAGUGUCACCUUCAUCUCCACCUGGCUUGCCUUUGAGUGAGGCCACACCUUCAGCUUCAGGACCAGCUGUGAGUGACGGCGCCAGUGUGAGUUUCGAUCAACCGAUGCAGGCGAACACUUUGACCAGUGUUAAUAAGAGCCGUGCAAGAGUAGGGCAGAAACGUCGACCUCCAACCAGGGGGGCACGGAGACUGGCAGCUCAGCAGUCCGACGAGGUAGAAGACUUGGACCAGAGAUUGGAAGUCGACGGCGCGAGCGGUAUUGCGGACUUUUCGCCGACGGGCCUGGCCCAAAAACCAAGUCCGGACAAGGGGCCGAUGGCAAAGUGGGCACUGCCACCUGAGCCUUCACCCGGUAACGGUGCUGGCCCUGCCCCUGCCCCCGCCCCCAUUGCAAAACUGCCGGUGCAUUCUGACCUCUUCAACUCAGACAAUCUGUUCAAACCAAGUUCGGCACAGGAGCCGAGUCCUGCAGCUGGGGCACGGGGGGACUUUCAGCCCAAGGAGGAGCCAAGCCAAUCGAUAUUUGCACCGAGCGAAGAUGAUCUUUUCCAGUCCAGUAAACGGACUGUGAAGAAACCCAAACCAGUGGCUUUCCUCGAAGAGGAAGGUGGUGAAGAUCUUUUUGGGAUAGCAAAACUAGGGCAGACUAAACCAGCAGCACAAAAGAGUUCAAAAACACUAGAUAUCUUCGAGGACGAUUUGUUUUCCACGGAAUCUGUCACCUUAACCAAGAAGAGCAAUGAGGGGAGCACUGAUGUCGACCUCUUUAGUGAUCAUGUUGACAUAUUUGCUGAUUUAAAAGUAGCACCAAAAGAGAAGAAGAGCAGAAAGAAAGUGGAGACCAAGUCUAUAUUCGACGAUGACAUGGAUGAUAUUUUUGCUUCUGCCAUGCCCUCAGCGAGUAGCAAGAAACAAUCUAAACCCAAGACUAAGUCAAAGCAGGCUGCCGCUCCAACCACACCGGGUAGCAAAGCCGUGGACAUUUUUGAUGAUCCUUUGAAUGCUUUUGGGCCAUAAGAUUUGGUGAAGAGCACUGUUAUAGAACUACAGGGAGAAGGCGGUGGGGGAGAUGGAGAAUGCUUUUUUUUUUACUGUUUAACACAGGAAGUGUUGCAUUGCACCGAAUGCAAUAGUUUGUCUGAAUAACAUUGUGGCUAAACCAUAAACAAGCGUGUUUCUUUAAUCGUGAGCACUACUGACUGCUAAUGCAGACUUCAGUUCUUGCCUCAGUGGAAGGGACAGUGUGGGUGAAACUACCUUUUUGUUUUCAAGGUAUGACGGUAUGUUCACAGUGGUUCUGAACAUUUCACACUCAUUUGCUUUGUUCUCUGGACCUGUGAUGUGAUCCUUUCUUCUCUUUCUCCACCACUCUGUACCAUUGUUGGUUCCUUACUCAUUAAAUCUGGUAUCAUUCGUCCAAGUUCUAAUCAUCAUGCUCGAUUUAUUUUUAAUAUAUAUAUAUAUGUGAGAAUUCUUUCUCAACUCAGUUUACGUAACGAUGGAAGGUUUUAACAUUGAGCUUUGAGCACCUCAUCUAAAAGCCAGUCACUUGGGUUUGUCAUUCAUCUGAUGAUCUUUGCUCAUUGAAUUUUGUUAAAUUCACCUGUAAAUUUUUGUGACAUCAGGUUUGAGGUUUUUCUCAUGAACUGUUCCAAGUUUCCGGAUGGGAAGCAUUAAUAAGAUCAGUGCAAUAUAAUGUAAAUAGUUCUCCUGAAAUGAAAGACAUGGUUCAUAAAUAAGUUCAUUGCAGGCUUACAGAGGCUUAUAAUAGAUUUUAUGGCAUUUAUUGAGAUCAUUGUGUUGAAAUCAUCAAAUUGCUGUUGUAUCUGUUCCCUUCACACUUUGGUUCUGUUUAAUCCUGUUUUGAGUUUGAAUUACUCUGUUUAAUCCUGUUUUGAGUUUGAAUUACUCAGAAAAAUGAAACUGCACAGUGACAAAGCUUUGCAAUAAAUCUAAUUCAUGUCCA